This is a messenger RNA of Gloeophyllum trabeum ATCC 11539, 1044 nucleotides long. RefSeq lists its product as uncharacterized. Gene Ontology annotation, cellular component: plasma membrane. NCBI's taxonomy places the organism in Eukaryota, Fungi, Basidiomycota, Agaricomycetes, Gloeophyllales, Gloeophyllaceae. The transcript is spliced from 3 exons. Gene Ontology annotation, biological process: carbohydrate metabolic process; peptide modification. The annotation marks the transcript as partial. The record is from RefSeq and is a predicted model, not a curated record.
UCCACGCCUUCAUCUGGAUCCCGCUCAGCAUUUCUCGAGACGUCCAUCGGCCAAGCCAUACUCAUCCUAGCCGAACAACUCGCCAAUCCGGGAGCCUCUCUCUUCCAGCCAGACAUUGUCCAGGGCUGCGUGCAGAUGCUCAAUGGCGCAAUGCAAGUCGCCCUGGGGGACAAAGGUGGAAGAGGCAAAGUCGAAGAGGACGGAUGUGAAGUGUUAUAUGGCCGUGCAGGGCUUCUGUAUGCGAUACUCUACCUCCGCUCUGCGGCAGGAGGUAGCUCAGGGAAUUCCUUGGCGAAAACUGUCGAACCUUUGAUAUCCGACCAAGUCAUCCAAGCUCUCGUCGACGAUAUCAUCAAGAGAGGUAAAACGGGAGCGACCUACUAUCAGGGAGAUUUGAGUGGGAAGGAUAAAGAGCGAGCACCGAAGCUAAUGUGGAUGUGGCACGGGAAGCGAUACCUGGGCGGCGCACAUGGUGUUGCUGGCAUCCUUCAAAUCCUCCUCUCUGCCCCCACAGAGAUUAUCCAGCCUCACCUGCCGGUGAUAUACGAUACCGUUGGCUGGCUCAUUUCCCUACAAGACCACGAGGGCAAUUGGCCGCACAAAGCAUCGACCCGGCCGACGAAGCAAGUGACGGAAGAUCUCGUCCAAUGGUGUCACGGCGCCCCUGCAGUUCUGAUCCUGCUCUCCACCCUUAUCAAACGCGCCAGCGCCCUGCAUACCCCUUCCUCCCUCCUCACCGCCGCUAAAUCCGCACUGCAACGCGGAGCAGCCCUCGUCUAUGAACGCGGCCUCCUGCGUAAAGGCGUCGGGCUAUGUCACGGGGUCGCCGGAUCAGUGUACGCUUUGCUCGCAGCGUCGGACGUCUUGGACGCAGAGUCCAGCGAACCCAUGCAGUUGCAGCGCGCUGUGUAUCUGGCUGUGCAGGCGACGCAGUGGGACGACCUCGUGCGGAAGGCCGAGAUGCAGCUACCAGACCGACCGUAUAGCUUGUAUGAGGGGUUGGCGGGGAUGUGCUGUGCAUGGGGAGCGCUCAUCGCGAAGUUG